CACUGAUAGGUGGCACUGACUGGCACUGAUAGGUGACACUGAAAGGCAGCUCAGAUGAGCACUGAUAUGUGGCAUUGAUGUGCACUGGUAAGCACUGAUAUGUGGCAUUGAUGUGGCACUGAUGGGCACUGGCAGGUAGCAUUGAUGAGCACUGACAGCUAGCAUUGAUGGACACUGACAGGUGGCACUGCUGGGGCUACACUGAUCAUCAGGGCACACUGAUCAUCAGUGCCCUGAUGAUCACUGUCAGCGUGACAGCUCGUGAGGAGAGAAAUGCCGAUAAACGGCAUUUCCCUAUUUACAUGAGAUCAGCUGUGAUUGGAGACAGCUGAUUACAU
Staurois parvus is the source of this 338-nucleotide messenger RNA. NCBI's taxonomy places the organism in Eukaryota, Metazoa, Chordata, Amphibia, Anura, Ranidae. The record is from the annotation of a GenBank genome assembly.